Tilletiaria anomala UBC 951 is the source of this 585-nucleotide messenger RNA. RefSeq lists its product as uncharacterized. The record is from RefSeq and is a predicted model, not a curated record. Lineage: Eukaryota; Fungi; Basidiomycota; Exobasidiomycetes; Georgefischeriales; Tilletiariaceae. The transcript has 3 exons. Bases 1 to 585 code for a protein of 194 amino acids.
AUGCGCUUCACUGUCACCGCCGCCACGUUCGCCUUGCUUGCCGCAUACGCCGCCGCUCAGUCCGGCCUGACGAUCAACACACCCAGCAGCCUAAUCGUUUGCGUCCCCUCGCUGAUCCAGUGGAACGGGGGCCAGGGUCCGUACUUCCUCACCGUCAACCAGGGUGGCAGCCAGUCUGUCAUCCUCGAGACGCUAGUCAACGGCCAGAACCAGACGUCGUACACAUGGAACGUCAACCUUUCCGCCGGCACAUCUGUCACGCUCGCCAUCCGCGACUCGACGGGCGCGACGAACUUUGCCCAGGCGGUCACCAUCCAGGCCGGCAGCUCUACAUCAUGCAUGAGCAGCUCCGCGUCUAGCUCGUCUUCGCACUCCUCAACGUCGUCGUCUGCGCCGGCGACCACCAGCUCGACGACCGCGUCUUCGUCGACUACCAUCUCGUCCACCACCAGCUCCACCAGCUCCACCAGCUCUACCCCUUCAGCUACUUCAUCGGCUCCCAGUGUCACUAACGCCGCCACUGCCAACGUCGCCAACGCUGUCGGCGCCUUGGCCGUCGCUGCUGUCGCUGUUGCUCUUAUCUAA